Thermothielavioides terrestris NRRL 8126 is the source of this 369-nucleotide messenger RNA. RefSeq lists its product as uncharacterized. Gene Ontology annotation, biological process: protein folding. Gene Ontology annotation, molecular function: protein folding chaperone. The record is from RefSeq and is a predicted model, not a curated record. The transcript is spliced from 3 exons. Bases 1 to 369 code for a protein of 122 amino acids. Lineage: Eukaryota; Fungi; Ascomycota; Sordariomycetes; Sordariales; Chaetomiaceae. Gene Ontology annotation, cellular component: prefoldin complex; cytoplasm.
AUGUCAAUAUCCAACGAGGCGCUACAGAAGCUCCUGAGGGAAGUCGAAUCCCAGGCCAUAGCCGCGCAGCAGCAGAUCAGCCUGGUCCGCACGCAAGUGGCGAGCAAGCAGCGCGAAAUGCGGCUUGCCCAGCUCACUCGCGGCGAGAUCUCGUCGCUGCCGCCCGACACGGCCGUGUAUGAAGGCGUCGGGAAGAUGUUUGUCGCCGUCCCUGUCUCAUCACUGCAGGAGAAGUUGGGUGCGCAAAUCAAAGACAUGGAAACGGAGGUGGACGCAUUGGGGAAGAGACUGCACUACCUGGAGACGACGGCGAAGAACAGCCAAGAGCACAUCGAGAAGAUGCUCAAGGGGGGUGGUGGGCAGUCAUGA